Messenger RNA from Penicillium canariense, 2226 nucleotides. RefSeq lists its product as uncharacterized. Bases 1 to 2226 code for a protein of 741 amino acids. The transcript has a single exon. Gene Ontology annotation, cellular component: cytoplasm. The record is from RefSeq and is a predicted model, not a curated record. NCBI's taxonomy places the organism in Eukaryota, Fungi, Ascomycota, Eurotiomycetes, Eurotiales, Aspergillaceae.
AUGGCGAAACACACUCUCGACCCUGGUUCCGCAUCAACAACACGUCGGGUCCGGCCGACUCACAUCGACAAGAGGCCAUUUAAAAUCACCAACUUGGAUGAUGGCGAGGAGGUCCAUCAGUCUUGCCUCGUGGUCCAUGGUGAAUGCCAGGCUCUUGACUAUGCCGAGACCAACUUCGUGUCAGUCUCAUCUUCUGACAUGCUACACCCGUCACCAACAGCCCAACACUGGCCAUUGAACAAAGGCCAGUGGACCGCACUCGUGAUGCUCUCCCCCGGGCUAAACAAGCUGGCCUUCAAGCUGAAUCAUGCCGGGGGGACAUCGGAUUCACUGGAAAUUACGGUGAACUAUCUUCCCUUGUUGCAAUUGCCACCUCUCCAUCUCGCCAUUCUUGUUGCGAAGGAUUCACCCCUGCUCAUCGACUGCCCACCGGCCAAAUACGGGAGCAUAUCGACUGCGCAUAGCGGCAUUGAUGCUGCGAUUUCCAAGCUUCGUAUGUCUGCCUAUAUGUGGCAAGCUCUGACGGCAGAAGAUUUCCGCCAAAAAGGACUCGGGAGGCGCUCAUUUCGCCUGGAGGAGGAAUGGGCCCCUAAUACUACCACUCAACGGGCUCAUCAGUACGUCCCAGAAGAGAGCAGUCAGAUGGGGACCGUCGCAAAAGUCCAUAUAAUCCGAUCGGAGAAGACGGUCGCAGAGCUCAGAGAUGCCGACAUUGCUCAGCAAAAUCCUGAUGGUCGAGACCGAAAUGCCCUGCAUAAGUAUUUUGAGGAGGCGCUGAUCAAAUAUGGAGCUCCUUUCGAGUCGAGAUGUCGCCCGGUUGUUGCCGGUAUGAUCCUGGAUGCGCACUACUCCACCGAACAAUCCAUGAUUACGGCACACGCCGCUUUGGGUUGCCACAAGCGCGAUGGUGUUUCCUUGGGAAUCUUUGGAAGCCAUCUUGCCUAUUCGUGGCCGCGCUUUCUGGAGGAGGUCCCCUCGUGCCUGACAGAUAUGACGCCUCCCGGUGAUACUGUCGGGAACGAUAACGGUGAAUGCGAAACUAUGCGCGGCGCGUGCUUUGUCGGCCAAGGCGCGUUUCUGCAUGAAGUCGGCCAUGCAUUUGGCGCUGACCAUACGACGGGAAUAAUGGCGAGAGGGUACAGCAAAAGCUGGGCCAUGAAUUUUGUUGAACUUGAGGCAGACGACUCCAGAAAGAAUGAGUCGAAGUGGGACUUGCAAGACACGCUCAAGUUCAAAUUGUUACCGCACUUCGCUCUCCCUGGUGAUCAUCCCGUGACCAAGGAAUUUAAGCAGGCCAACGUGAGAGUUGAGGUUUCCAUUGGAAGAAACGACGAGUUGGACCCCGAUGAUAAGAACGAGGGCCUCAGAGUUUGCUGUGCUGCAGGACUUGCGCAAGUGAAGAUCCAGAGUGGCGAGAACGAUCCUACCAUUCAUGACUUUAUGGACGAUUCCAACUCGUCCCCUUGCACCGAGUUUCAGAUCUUCAACAUCCGUGAGAAAUUUGACCAGAGCCAAGCGCUGAAAAUCACCGCCAUUGGAAUGAAUGGUAAACAGCGUAUCGUCAGCGACUUCUGGGCCAUGCUCAAAGAUCUUCCAUACGUCCUUCUUCCCGGCAGUGAUCUUAUUCUUCACAAGAAAUCUGUGCGAUCUCCUCAUCUCGAAUCGGUUGACAAUGACGAUCAUUUCAUCAAGUGGGCCAUGCUUCUUCACCACCGGGGCAAAGAUGGUCAACUGUACCGUGCGACAUCAAUUGAUCUCCGAGUCGGAUGCACCAUGGAUGGAGCCGUCGUCUACUACGCUGACGGACAACACGCUAAUUGCGGCCCUGCGCACGAUCGGCACUCCGGCGAGCCUCACGAGUUUGGUGGGCACGAGUCAGAGCGGCGCGACAUUCCCGCCGGUGAGACUAUCACUCAGGUCAAGAUUUGCACGGAGUCCUCCGGAUGGGGAAGCCUGGCAGGUAUCCGGAUGACCCUGAGCAAUGGAGACGAAUGGGGUUAUCUCAAUAACGGAUACGACGACAACAAUAAAGAUCGCGAUAACGAAAGCAGUGAAGCCGUUGUGACCCUGAAGCCAGAAGAGGGUGAGGUUAUUGUUGGAUUCUAUGGAACGAGUGACCGAGACUCCGGUUUUACCCAGGAAUUUGGAAUUUUGACAGCCCCGAAGGGAGUGGAGCUACCGGAGAGCAUUUAUGAUAACCUUGAGCUGCUGGCCCAGCCAAAUUGA